Ricinus communis (castor bean) is the source of this 1357-nucleotide messenger RNA. RefSeq names its product cycloeucalenol cycloisomerase. Lineage: Eukaryota; Viridiplantae; Streptophyta; Magnoliopsida; Malpighiales; Euphorbiaceae. The record is from RefSeq and is a predicted model, not a curated record. The transcript is spliced from 8 exons. The coding region runs from base 249 to 1130 and encodes 293 amino acids. Gene Ontology annotation, molecular function: cycloeucalenol cycloisomerase activity.
UUUGGAGUUAAAUUAAGCCAGAAUGAAGACAAAAUCAAAAUAGAGACCCUAGUGUCAGUUACCACUUUGGUUUAUUUAGACUUACUAUACAGUCUACAGAGCUAGCGCACUAUGGAGUCGCCUCGAUCGCUAAUCCACUAACAAAGACUGUCACUGGGCUAAUUCUGUCUCUCUCGUCACUCCACGCACUCUCUAUCUGUUCAGAUCCCAAAAAUAUCAGCAAAACGCUAUAAACCCAUAUCGCAAAAAUGGGCGAUGAUACUACAAGUAAGGAGUCGGGUUCUUAUACUUCGAGUUUAUGGUUGGCUCCUAACGAGAGCAAAAGAUGGGGCGAACUUUUCUUUCUCUGCUAUACUCCUUUCUGGCUUACUCUCUGCUUAGGCAUUGUUGUUCCCUACAAGCUUUAUGAGAGCUUUACGGAAUUGGAGUAUCUGCUUCUAGCUAUGGUUUCUGCAGCUCCUUCUUUCUUGAUUCCAAUGAUUUUUGUUGGAAAGGCUGAUAGGAAUUUGAAUUUUAAAGACCGUUACUGGGUCAAGGCUAGUCUCUGGAUAAUCAUUUUCAGUUACGUUGGCAAUUACUUUUGGACGCAUUAUUUCUUUACAGUUUUGGGAGCUUCUUAUACAUUUCCAUCAUGGAAGAUGAAUGAUGUACCACACACAACGUUCCUUCUGACUCAUGUAUGCUUCCUGUUUUAUCAUGUCACUUCAAAUAUGACACUUCGUAGACUGCGGCAUGCUAUUGCUGAUUUGCCAGAUAAACUUCGGUGGGCUACUGAGGCAGCAUGGAUCUUGGCUCUUGCAUAUUUCAUAGCAUACCUGGAGACCCUGGCCAUCUCUAAUUUUCCAUACUACGAGUUUGUUGAUCGGUCUUCCAUGUACAAAGUUGGGUCCUUGUUUUAUGCCAUCUACUUCAUCGUAAGCUUCCCAAUGUUUUUGAGGAUUGAUGAGAAACCUGGUGACUUAUGGGACUUACCGAGAGUGGCUGUAGAUGCUCUGGGUGCAGCAAUGCUGGUAACGAUAAUACUCGACUUGUGGCGCAUCUUUCUUGGACCUAUUGUUCCACUAUCAGAUACAAAACAGUGCCUUCAACCAGGACUGCCCUGGAUUCAUGCACAUGCCAAUGAAACUUAGUAACUGCAUUUCAUUGUGGAAGUUUCAAGAACUUGAUGUUGUAACAUUAACUGUAAUGUACAUUAAGCCACUAUUUUGUUUCCUUCAUCUACGGAUGCUUCAUCUUUGGCUUAGACUGACUCCUGCAGUAGUUCUUUUACGAAUGAUGCUGUGUCCAGUGCUUCCUUCAAAAAUGGCUACUCUGCGUGCUCAUUAUCUCAGAACACAGAUCUUUCUUGUUUCAGUAA